UGACUGUCGGCUGGCUCCGAGCCAAACAAAGCGGAUAUUAGGCGGACGUUGUCGGUUAGCAACAAGUCUGACAACAGCGGGCUGCAGCGGGACAGCUGUUAGUCCGAGAACAGCGGCUGACCCGGGUUAGUUACUCUCUGAUCUCAACCGCGCCAAUAUGGAGGGCCGACCGGGGCGCGUGUGCUGCGCGCGACGGAUCCACCCGCUGUGAGGCUGUGGACCAGGCGCGUGAAGGAGUCCGUCCACGUCCCCGGGACACGAGACUGCUGGGUGACGUCAUGGACUGCCUGCUGGACUUUGAGGAUUGCGUCAAAGACUCACCUGAGUUCAGGCUGGCUCUGGAUCAGUUUGAAACAGAUGUUUCACAGCUGGAGACAAAACUGGACAAGGUGAUGAAGCUGUGUGGGAAGAUGGUAGAGGCGGGACAAGCGUACAGCACUGCCAAUAAGCUGCUACUGAGCGGCCUAGCUGAGCUGUGCACCAAUCAGACGAAGGACAGCGUGAUCACAACCUGCUUGAACCAGUUCCACCAGGGCCUGCAGGAGAUGGUCAGCUUCCACACUAUGUUGUUUGAUCAGACACAGAGAGCCAUCGGCCAGCAGCUCACUAACCUCUGCACGCAGUUCCUGCCCCAGUUGGCGGAGACCAGGAAGGAGUUUGUCCGGAUCGGCGAGGAUCUGGAGACGGCAGCGACGAAGAACGCUCAGGUGUCUCGACAUAAAGCCGCCGACGCCGAGCGGGCAAGUCACCUGCUGCUCGCUACACGCAAAUGCUACCAGCACUUCGCCUUGGAUUACUGUCUGCAGCUCAACACCUUCAAGACUCAGCAGAAGGUCGACAUCUUAAACUCUAUGUUCUCCUUCGUCCACGCUCAGUUCACCUUCUUCCACCAGGGCUUUGACCUGCUAAGAGACCUCGAGCCCACCAUGAAAACCAUGGCAGCGCAGCUGUCACAGCUGUCUGCGGACUGCACGGCCAAGAGGAAGGAGCUGGAGAACAGACACCUGCUGGUCCAGCAGAGGGACGCUUCAGGUGAGCCGAUGGUCAGCGCGUGUCCUGGCAAUGAUGACAUCAUCCGGGGUUACCUGUUCAAACGCUCGAGGAGGAAAUCUAAAAUGUGGAAGAGAUCCUGGUUCACCAUCAGAGACAACCAGCUCAUAUACAGGAAGUCCCACAAGGAGGAAGCUGUGGUUCUGUUUGAGGAUCUUCGACUGUGUGCUGUCAAAUCUCUGGAUCACGUGGACCGACGCUUCUGCUUUGAGCUGCUCUCCGUCCAGAAGUGUUGUGCUCUGCAGGCCGACUCGGAGCAGCUGAAGCAGGCCUGGCUCAGUGCUCUGCAGGGCAGCAUCGACCUCGCCUACAGAGAGCGAAGCGACACUCAGCUGACGCAGCCUAAGGAGCUCCCCCCUCUGCAUUGUGGCGGGGACGUCUGUCCGGGCCCUCCCGCCCAGAGGCCGGCAGCAUUGAGCGUGGCCCUGAGGGGCCUUGGGAACCAGAGGUGCUGUGACUGCGGGGAGGAAGAGCCUCGCUGGGCCUCCAUCAACCUGGCAGUCACCAUGUGCAUCGAGUGCUCGGGCAUACACCGGAGCCUCGGAGUCCAUCUGUCGAAGGUGCGAUCUCUCACUCUGGACUCCUGGGAGGCCGAACAGCUGAAGCUGCUGUGCGUUCUGGGAAACGAUGUGAUGAACCAGAUCUACGAGGCGCGAUGUUCAGAGGAGGGACGAGUCAAGCCCCGAGCCGACAGCCCGCGGGCCGAGAAGGAGGCGUGGAUCAAAGAGAAAUACGUGGAGAAGAAGUUUGUCCAGGCCAACGGCGCUCAGCAUCAUCGUCAUAAGGACUCAGCCAUGCUACGUCUCUAUCAGGCGUCUUUGGCAGGAGACCUGGUUGCCAUGGCGUCCAUGUUGGCCGAGGGGGCGGAGGUCAACGGGAGCGUUGGCGAGGAGGAGGGCCGCACGCCGCUGAUCGGAGCAGCGAUCGGGGGGUCGCUGUUGGCGUGCGAGUUCCUGCUGCAGAACGGCGCAAACGUCAAUCACAGAGACCUUAGAGGACAGGGGGCGCUGCACGCUGCCGCCACUGCUGGUCACACCGGACAGGUGUGCCUGCUGCUGAAGAGAGGAGCCAAUCAGUACGCAGUGGACGAGAGAGGUCAUGACCCUCUGGCCAUCGCCGUGGAAACGGCCAAUGCUGACAUCGUCACUCUGCUCCGGAUGGCCCGGAUGAACGAGGAGAUGAGGGAUUCGGAGGGAGUCUUCGGCGCCGCGGGAGAUGAUGAGACGUUUCAGGACAUCUUCCGGGACUUCAGCGACAUGGCGUCACAUGACCCGGAGCGACUGAGCCGGCGGCACUUCAGCCGAGGAGGGGCGGAGGAAGAGGAGGAGGGGUAGUGUUGAAAGGAUGGAGAGCGGUGACGGUAACAGUGUAAAUUAUUCUGUCACGAGUACCAGCCCACGCAGGAGGAAGACCUCAGACACCUUCUUCUUGGAUUACCGUUGACGGAGAACCGUUACCGACCUUCAGAUAACCACGAGUGCAGCUGAAAAUAUUUCCUCUCAUAUUAACCUCAUAUUAUUGAAUCUAAAUAUAUUUUAUCUGAAUAAUCACGUCUUAACUCUCAUGAGAGGAGAUCAAUGUUACAGAGGUUUGUCCUCAGUCACGCAACUUUACUUCAGGAUGUAGUUACAGCUAGCGCCCCCUGCUGGGCACAGUUAAUCAUUACUAAUUUACUGUGAAGACACUGACACGUCCUGAAAAACUUCCAACAGCACUUUAUGUCCUCACAAUUCAGACAGCGUUCCAGAAAACGUUUCCAGAUGUUUCCGCUCCUGCAUCGAAAAAUAGGAAUCACCGAAAGCUGGAGCGGAUCGCUGGGAAUGAAGGCGUUUUAUGUGUGAAAGGUGGUGCUGUUUGAGCUCUGACAGCUGAUGGAGCUACAGCCUCCACCUUUUGUUUUAAUCUGUCUCUGUUUGAAAGUCCAAACACUUCACAUCCCAGCUUGGUAAUAACGAGGAAAUACAACAACAGUAACAUGUGACCUAACCGCACAGUGAAGGGUAAUAACAGACACGUUUUGGUAUCGUGGUUUUUAGAUGUUUAUUAGACUGAAACGUCUUUAAUGUAAUAACAAAUACAACGACGGGGAAACGAGAGACAAUAUUUUAACACUCUGAAACCCUUUGAACAAUAAAAUGUUUCAUAUUUGGAGGUGAAUCUUUAAUAUAGUGACGUUUAUGUGCUAACAUGUUUUUACAUUCUGGGACAAAUUCGGAUUAAAUUGAUCCAAAGUUCUCCCUCGUUUGAAGGUCAUGUAAAUGCACGAUAGUUAUUACCUCGAGUCUUCUGCUGUAUUUCACAGUAAGAUUUACAACUGGAACCAGAAAAACGUGUCUGUGAACGUAAACGUUUCAGCUGUUACUGUAAAUAUUUGGCUGUCGUUUCCACGUUUUUACCGAGCUGUGACGGAGCGUGAAGCCGUGAUGAGCUUCGCUGAAAGUCUGAUGUACGGUGGGAGGAAGAAGAAGCGUCAGGGUUGAAUUUAAUAACCUCCCUUAAUGCCCCGCGUUUAACAGUGUGUCCAAAAGGGAUUUCAGACUUUUGCUGCUCAUCUGUUUUUGACUGUUUGUGUGAAUGAACGAGGCCGCGAGGCUCGUCUCUGACUGAAUGUUUGACACAGCAGGACGCGUCGAAUCACGCCGUUCGUUACUGCUGUGAUGCUACUGCUCAAUAAAACCACUGAAGAAGAGUCUCUGAUGUUUGUUCUCACCAAUCACGCGGCACUUUGAGCUCCAGCUGUUUGAAACAUACAGUUUGCUACAGUAAUUCAUACCUGUGGAUUUCACAAGCUCCGCCCACCGUCUGCGCACCUGCGAGCACAGAUGUAAAAAAUAAUAUGCUUUCUGUUUGUUGUUCUCUGAAAAACAUUUAAAAAUUAAACAUCCAAACAUGAGCCCAUGAGUGGAAAUAAAAACCAGGGCGGGACUAAAACUUUACCUGAAUGAAGGGGUGUGGCCUAACAUUUCAAAAUGUCUGUUUUUUUGUUUUAAAUAAAGUCUGAUGUUUCUGA
Messenger RNA from Haplochromis burtoni (Burton's mouthbrooder), 4060 nucleotides. Its product is annotated as BAR_ACAPs and ArfGap_ACAP domain-containing protein. Gene Ontology annotation, molecular function: protein binding; GTPase activator activity. NCBI's taxonomy places the organism in Eukaryota, Metazoa, Chordata, Actinopteri, Cichliformes, Cichlidae. Gene Ontology annotation, cellular component: cytoplasm. The coding region runs from base 279 to 2384 and encodes 701 amino acids. The transcript has 23 exons. The record is from RefSeq and is a predicted model, not a curated record.